GGUCUUAACUUUCUAAGAUUCCUUCCACAAUGAAAACAGAAAUUUCAUUUUCGAUGGUACAAGUAUAGUCAGGAGUUGGAAAUACAUCAAAGGCACCUACUUGAGAAAGUGGGAUUUUAGCUGUAUUUUUUGGUACAUAUGCAUUUAUCUGCGCUGCUUCCAUGGGACAAAUACUUCUAUCUGUUAGGUUGCCAAGGUUUUUUCCUUUUAGAAGAAACAGCACUGUCAUCGCUACGUCGAACACCAAAGGAAUAAGUAAUCUCAAUGAAAAUAUGCAAGGCGUUACACUCGAGGGUGUGGCCUACUAGUUAAAGAAAUCGGUGAAAAUCAUGGGGUACCAUGGGUCAAAUCCAGCAGAAACCAAAAAUAUAAGUGACAUUUUUCCUAUCCGUAUAAUUCUUCGUAGCUGGUGGAAUAGUCGAGGUCUGUGUAAACUAGCCACUGAAACCACCAUGACAUGGUUAUAAACUUGGGAUUAAAAAGUGAUCAGGAAGCUGCAAAGAAUAAUCUUUUAUGAAUUUCUUGAUCACCUUAGUUAUUAAAGUAACAUUCCGUUCAGAAGUGCAUUAUCUUUCUCUAACAUUUGUCUAUAACAGAAAAAGUAGAUAAGUGUCUUGAUCAUAACACAACCAUGUCCUUUGCCUAUAAAUUCAUAGUUACUUUCAUUUGGCCUAAACACCACUAAAGAUCCUAUAGGAGUCAUAUACAAAGAGUUAACUAAUGGCAUCAGCUAGUACACCUGAAAACAAAAAGAUCAAUGGCACUAUUGUCCUUAUAAAAAAGAGAGCUUUAGAACUUGUUCCAUCUGAAGUUGUUCAACAUCAAGCUUAUGAGAUUCUUGGGCAUAAGGUCACCUUGCAGCUUAUCAGUUCUGUUAUUGAAGAUUCCGGGAAAGAAAUGAAAGGGAAACUUGGGAAACCCACUCCCUUGAGAGAUGAGAAUAGCUUAGGCAAUGAAUCAAAGUUCAGUGUCACAUUUGAUUGGGAUGAAGAAUUUGGAACUCCAGGAGCAUUCAUCAUCAAGAACUUUAAUGCUAGUGAGUUCUUUCUCAAGAAACUGACUCUUGAAGUUGAUGAUCCAAGUGGUAUACAUUUUGUCUGCAAUUCUUGGGUUUAUCCAGCUGAAAAGUACAACUCAGACCGCGUUUUCUUUGUCAAUCAGGCUUGGCUUCCGAGUGAAACUCCAGUACAAUUACGCUGGUAUAGGGAAGAGGAAUUGUUGAACUUGAGAGGAAAUGGAAUUGGAAAACUCGAGGAGUGGGACAGGGUUUAUGACUAUGCUCAUUACAAUGACCUUGGAGAUCCAGAAAAGGGUUCAACUUACGUCAGGUCAAUCCUAGGAGGAUCUGCAAAGUAUCCUUAUCCACGUAGAGGAAGAACCGGAAGACCACCAACAAAAACAGAUCCUAAUUCCGAGAGCCGGCUGCCACUGCUAAUGAGCUUUGGCAUUUAUGUUCCACGGGAUGAGAAGUUUGCACCCUUAAAGAUGACGGAUUUUGUCAGUAUAGCACUUAAGGUCAUCAUUCAGCUCCUUGUCCCCGAGCUCGAGUCUUUAGGAAACAUCAGCCUCAAUGACUUCAACAGCUUUGAAGAGAUUUUAAAAAUUUAUGGAGGAGGAAUCAAUCUUCCAGAUGAUCUUUUGCUGAGAAGUAGUACAGAGAUGCUCAAGGAAUUUAUUCAAAUUGCUGGUCAGGAGUUCCUUAAGUAUCCGAUGCCACAGGUUAUAAAAGCGGAUAAGUCAGCUUGGAGGACUGACGAGGAAUUUGCAAGAGAGAUGCUGGCUGGAAUAAACCCUGUCUGCAUUUGUGGCCUUAAAGAGUUCCCUCUGACUAGUAAGCUGGACCCUAGAGUCUAUGGCGACCAAACUAGCAAGAUAACCAGAAAACACAUACAAAAUCAGUUAGAUGCAUUGACUAUAGAGGAGGCCAUCAAGGCAAAUCAGCUUUUCGUACUGAAUCAUCAUGACACAGUUAUGCCAUAUCUGAGGCAGAUCAAUAUGACCAGUGCAAAAAUCUAUGCCUCAAGAACUCUCCUCUUUCUACAAAAAGAUGGGACUUUGAAGCCGCUAGCCAUUGAACUAAGCUUGGCUCAUCCUGAUGGAGAUCAACAUGGUGCCAUUAGCAAAGUUUUUACACCACAGGAAGAUGGCGUUGAGGCUUCCAUAUGGCAAUUGGCUAAAGCUUAUGUCUCAGUCAAUGACUCUGGAGUUCAUCAGCUAAUUAGCCACUGGUUACACACUCAUGCCACAAUCGAGCCAUUUGUGAUUGCGACAAACAGGCAGCUAAGCGUGCUUCAUCCUAUCUAUAAGCUUUUGCAUCCACACUUCCGUGAUACAAUGCACAUAAAUGCUUUGGCUAGACAGACUCUACUUAAUGCUGGAGGAAUUCUUGAGCAAACAGUUUUCCCUACAAAAUAUGCCAUGGAGAUGACAUCAAUAGCUUACAAGGACUGGAUUUUUCCUGAACAGGCCCUUCCUGCUGAUCUCAUCAAGAGAGGUGUGGCAAUUGAGGAUCCUGAAUCUGAACAAGGUGUCCGCCUACUGAUUGAGGACUAUCCAUAUGCUGUGGAUGGGCUAGAAAUAUGGUUGGCAAUCAAAAGCUGGGUUCAGGAGUACUGCACCUGCUAUUACAAAACAGAUGACAUGAUUCAGAAAGAUACUGAACUCCAAGCCUGGUGGAAAGAACUCAGAGAAGAGGGACACGGUGACAAGAAAGAUGAGCCAUGGUGGCCUAAAAUGCAGACCCUCAGAGAGCUAAUUGACUCCUGCACCAUCAUUAUCUGGAUCGCUUCUGCUCUUCAUGCAGCCAUCAAUUUCGGUCAGUAUCCUUAUGGUGGCUACCUACCAAAUCGCCCUUCAAUGAGCCGAAGGUUCAUGCCUGAACCAGGCAGUCCAGAGUAUGAAGAGCUGAAGACAAACCCUGAAAAAGGAUAUCUGAGAACAAUUACACCACAACUCCAGACUCUAAUCGGAAUUUCUGCUAUCGAGAUUUUGUCAACACAUUCUUCAGAUGAAAUUUACCUUGGUCAAAGAGACACUCCUGAAUGGACUAAUGACAAAGAGCCAUUACAAGCUUUUGAAAGAUUUGGAAAGAAGCUGGCUGAAAUUGAAGAAAAGAUUAUAAAGAUGAACAAUGACAAGAAAACGAAGAACAGGAUUGGACCUAUUAAGAUGCCAUAUACAUUGCUUUAUCCUAAAAGUGAACCAGGACUUACUGGCAAAGGAAUACCAAACAGUAUCUCUAUAUAAAGUUGUUAUCUAUACCAUCACUUUGGGUAUAAGAUUCAACUUUAUUAGCACUAUACUUCAACAAUAUGCUUCCUAAUUAUCUAGGUUGGAAGUCAAAGACUAAAACAGCAACAGUUAAUGACUAAUAUUUGAAUUAUCUACUAAAUUUUGGAAAUAAUAUUUCUACUAUAUAUGAAAAUUGGUACUAUGAUUUUACA
Messenger RNA from Capsicum annuum, 3443 nucleotides. Its product is annotated as probable linoleate 9S-lipoxygenase 5. NCBI's taxonomy places the organism in Eukaryota, Viridiplantae, Streptophyta, Magnoliopsida, Solanales, Solanaceae. The transcript is spliced from 9 exons. The coding region runs from base 721 to 3246 and encodes 841 amino acids. Gene Ontology annotation, biological process: lipid oxidation. The record is from RefSeq and is a predicted model, not a curated record. Gene Ontology annotation, molecular function: protein binding; metal ion binding; oxidoreductase activity, acting on single donors with incorporation of molecular oxygen, incorporation of two atoms of oxygen.